AUGACCUCUUCCUUGAUCGCGUCUUCAUCCCCGUUACAGAAUGCUGCUUUACCGAGCAACAUCAGCACUUCAGUGACAAUUGACUCUCCCGCAUCCUCAUCAGCAUCAACCAGCCACUUUCGUUCCCCGAGUUUCGAAUCUUUUGCCCCGCCGAGCAAGGUUCGCCGAUUGGACGGUAAUUUUUCGCCCCUCGAAAAUCCCAAGGAGACAGAAGGAUUGACGGAGGAGGAGGGAGUGGAAGAGAAGGGACUUCUGCUGCACCAGUCACGCUCUUCCGCGUAUGCUCUCUCCCGCGAUCGCGCUGAUUCGUCGCGUUUUCUUCUAGACGCUGAGCCUUGCCACGCUCGAGGGUCCUCGCCCAAGCCCUCUCUCGCCUCUCUUCCCUCCGAGCUUGUCCGCGUUAUAGUCUCCCUCGUUGACGCGCCAAGAGACCGCGGUUGCUGCGCGCUGGUCUGCCGGGCCUGGCGCCAAUGGGAACGUGCCACGCGUACACAGCUACACCUGCGCGGAAGCCUCAGCGACCUUCCGAGCCUGGGGACGUGCUUCGACUCGGUGACGGACCUGGACCUGGCUGAUGUCCACCCUGAUUGGCCAGGUUCGGAAGAAGAACUUCGGCAGGUCUUCCGAACGUCGUUUCCGAACCUCCGCCGCGUCCGAGCCAACGUCAGCCCGUCUGGCUUGGAGUACGUGCGCCAGUGCUGGCCAAAGCUGGAGAGCGUUGUGAUUGGCCACUGGGAUGGCCUGGACGAGGGCUUGGAGGCGCGCCACGUCAGCAGUUUAGUGUCCCGCUGCCCUAAAGUCGACUCGAUUGAUCUGUCCUGGAGCAGGCACUGUGAUUUUAACGAUUUGCCGAAGCAGCUGAGCGAUUACAAGCUGGGGAGGAUCCGCGUGCUGAACCUGCUGGGCGGGCCUGCUCCGUUAAGGGAUGACGCGUUAGAGGUGUUUGGACGGGGUGCUUUCCCAGGCCUUGAGGAGCUGUGUUUUGCGAUGGCGGAUGGUGGCGUCACUGAUAUGGGCUGGCGCCUGAAAAAGAGCCAUGGCCGUCGCAAUGAUGCCAUUCAGGCUGCCAGCUGCCCCCUCAGCUACCCGCACCCUGAAAUGACUAGCGCUGCCCGUUCUAAAUCGAGUCUUCUGCUUCGCCCGUCGUGGGCGGCUGGUGAUUGCGUAUGCGCUGCUGCUUCUGUUGUGGCUGCUGGUCGGCCCUUCCGAACUCUACCCGCAGCAGCAGCUGCGGCGUCCCCAUUCCAACGGAAUAGGCCUGGCAGCGGACUGGGCUUGCCUGUGGGCAGCUGUGCAGCUGCCUGCCAAGAGCCGGAUGGCGAUGGAUUAAAGCCUUUGGGAGGAGUGCUGCUGGUUGUCCUCAUCUCACCUUCACUUCCUAGGAUCGCGAGUGUGGCGCGCGGGUGCCCGGCUCUGCGCGUGCUGCGCAUUGAAGACGUGGCGCACGACCUCAACAACAGUGACGACGGGGAAGCGGAAGCGGAUGGCGUGGCGGCGGAUGAAGAUGGGAAUGGGAAUGGAGUGCCUGAGUGGAAUGGAAUCGAGGAUGGGACUGAAGACGCGGCUCUGGAUGCACCUUGGGACGCUUCUGGUGGCUCAUCAGCAGCAGCAGCAGUAGCAGCAGCAGUAGCAGCAGCAGCUGCUGCAGUAGCAGCGGAAUCAGCAGAGGUUGAGCAAGUGGAUAUUGAGGGAUUGGAUGAGUAUGCGCCUCUUCCGCCUGAUUCUGCCACUGCCAUAUCAGCUGCAGCUCUUGCCUCUACUCUCGUGCCAUCUCCCCUCCCCCAGUCCUCCCCCUCUCCUAUCUCCACCGCGUUUCUUGCUGCUGCAGCAGCGUCGGCUGGUCUGGCCGGCAUUGCUGCUGCUGCUGCUGCUGCUGCCACUCCGCCUGCUCAAUCCGCCCCUCUUGCAUCAGCUCCACUGCCGCUCCCUGUCGCCACAGCCUGCCCAACCUACCCCAUCACAGCCGCCGCACUGGAGAGCCUGGCUCGGCACUGUCCGAGCCUGGAGGAGCUGUGCCUGGUGUCGUCCUUCCAUGUGCACCGCAGCGGGCCUCCAGUAGAGGCGCUGGCCGCUGGUUGCAAGUCGCUGCGGGUGCUGCGGCUGACUCGCUUUUUGGGCCUCGGUCGAGGGGUGCUGUCUGGUGGCGAAUCAGGAGAGGGUGUGGCGCAGAGGGAAGGUGGGCAGGAGGAGCAGGAGGAGCAGGAGGAGCAGGAGGAGCAGGAGGAGCAAGAGGCAGUUGAGCAGGAAAAGCAGUCGCAGCAGCUGCAGCAGCAGCAGGAGCAGCAGCAGCAGCAGCAGCAGCAGCAGGCGCAGCAAUGGGAUGGGCAGUUCGGUUCAGCCUUCCCUUGCACUCCAUUCGUCGAUGAACCUUUGAGCUUCCCGUUGGCGGCAGACAAUGGUGGGAACCUGAAUGGUGGUAACCUGAGUGGUGCUUUUUUGGAUGGUGGUAACCUGCAGGAGUGGAUGCAGUGGGAUAGCGCCGCUUCGUUGCUGCUUCCUACCUUGGACGGCUUCAGCAGCGGCUGGGAGGUGGACGAUUCUCUGCUUGCGGACCUGCAGCAGUGGCAGCAGCUGCAGGAGCAGCAGCAGCCGCAGGAGGAGGAGGAGCAGCAUCAGGGGUGCCCGUGCCCUCUCAUUGCAGCUGGCAGCAAUGAGACCACGAGCACUGGUAGCACUACCACCAGCAUCGCUACCUGCCCCAACGCCCUCCCUUGCACUAGUGGCUGCAUCAGCACUGGCACCAGCACCAGCACCAACACCAACACGAGCAUCAGCGCCACUGGCUCCUCCUGCCCGCCCAUCACUCCACGUUCUCCCCUCUCGCAGCCUCCUGUCCUCCCACCCCUCGCUCAGUUCGCGGCUCUUGAGGAGUCGGAGUUACAGAUGUGCUCUGACAUGACAGACAGGGACGUGCAGGCGGUACUCGAGGGGUGCCCCCCUCGCGUCCCACGCUCUCCCCUCUUGCAGCCUCCUCUCCUCCCGCCCCUUGCUCAAUUCACCUCACUGGAGGAGUUGGAGUUACAGAUGUGCUCUGACAUGACAGACAGGGACGUGCAGGCAGUGCUACAGGGGUGCCCCAAGCUGCGGAGGCUCGAGGUGGUGGCAAACCACCGGCUAUCGGCCCGCGCCUUUGCGCUGGGCUGCGCUGUGUGCGCUGCUGGGGGGCAGUGUGCAGUGGCUGCGGUUGGUGGGAGCUGCAGGGCGCGCGGGCACGCUCUGGAGAGCGUGCGAGUGAUGCAGUGUGACAAUGUGGACUCACACGAGUUGCUGCAAGCGCUCAUGCCAGCGCGCACGGUCCUCAAGGGCAUUCAGAUGACUGCGUCCUGGACGCACACCAGCCCCCCGCUGCCCCUCGCCUGCUUCUCCGCUCUCGAGUCGCUCUGCCUUGAAGUCUCUGUGGACGCAUCGCUUUCUCCCUUGCUCAGUGCUGGCCUGGCGUCCUGCCCCAACCUCAAGUUCUUCUUCCUCUCUCUCUACGGCGCUCUCGAGCAAGACACCCUUCCGCUCCCACCACACCACUACUCCCUCGCCUUCCUCUCCCAACCCCCCGCACUCACCUACCUCUUCCUCUCUCUCGAAGGAAUCCAGACUGCCACUGCUCCCGCCUUGGCCUCACUCGAGCUCGCGCUGCUAGCCUCCUGCCCUUCGCUUGCGAUCCAGGAGGUUGAAUUCCGGCCCGCGCCCUGCCCGGUGGUGUCUGCUUCACUGUCCCUGGAUCUGCUCUCCCCUGACGCUGCUCGGCUGCUCUCGCUGUCGCCGUGUCUCCGGCGGGUGGCCCUAGGGGGAGUGGUGCAGGAGCCGGCGAUGGUGAAGCUUCUGAGAAGCCGCACGCUGCGCGAUGUGGUGUUUCUCAUGCCGCCCGACUGCUCUGACACUUUUAGGAGCUUCUUUGAGUCGGUUCUCAAGUCGAGGGGGUACUCGGAUCAGCCGAAAAGUGGAACGGAGUGUGUAUUGGAUGUUUGUAUCGCGUCUGGUUGUGCUGAGGUUUGA
Molecule: messenger RNA, 3990 nt
Organism: Closterium sp. Yama58-4
Lineage: Eukaryota; Viridiplantae; Streptophyta; Zygnematophyceae; Desmidiales; Closteriaceae
Source: the annotation of a GenBank genome assembly